UCUUCUUGUGCCCCCUGUGUGGACUAACAGUGUGAUGUUGGGACGACACUGAGCUCAGAUGCCGUCCUUCAAAAACAGCUCCUGUUGAUGUUCACAGUAGGGAGUCCCACCAUCGCACUGAGACUGUGGUCAUCUCUGCAUCAUCACCUGCCAUUUUACCACGAGUUCAAGCAAGACUUGUCUCAUCAAGGGACAGACAAAGAGCUGCAACUUGAUCAGAGACCUUCCAGACAUCCUGUCCUACAGCGGAAGAGCAGUGACUUCACCUUUUCACCUCUAGUACACCCUCCUGUCGUCCUUCCUCCACUCCCUCUCCACUCUUCUUGUCUCAGGUGUGUGUUCAACCUGUGAGCAGUGAUGGGGGAUUGGAGUCUCCUGGGAAAUUUCCUAGAAGAGGUCCAGGAACACUCCACCUCGGUUGGGAAGGUCUGGCUUACCGUCCUCUUCAUCUUUCGUAUCCUGGUGCUGGGCACAGCAGCUGAGUCCUCCUGGGGUGACGAGCAGAGCGAUUUUCUGUGCGACACUCAGCAGCCCGGUUGCACCAAUGUGUGUUAUGACAGCGCCUUCCCCAUCGCCCACAUCCGCUACUGGGUGCUGCAGAUUGUUUUCGUCUCCACGCCGUCCCUCAUUUACAUGGGCCAUGCCAUGCACAUUGUUCGAAGGGAGGAGAAGCUGCGGAAGAAGGAGCAGGAGGAGAGGGAGGAGAGAGGGGAAGGUGGAGGAGACCUGGAAGGGGAGAAAGAGUACCUCCAGCAGAAAGAGAGUGGAAGAAUGACGGCGUCUGAUGGGACUGGCCGUGUUCGCCUGAAAGGAGCACUGCUGCAGACUUACAUCCUGAGCAUCAUGAUCCGCACAGUCAUGGAGGUGACGUUUAUUGUGGUGCAGUACAUGAUCUAUGGGGUGUUCCUCAGGGCAUUGUACCUGUGCAAGGCCUGGCCCUGCCCCAACCCCGUCAACUGCUACAUGUCCCGACCCACCGAGAAGAACGUCUUCAUCAUCUUCAUGCUGGUGGUGGCCGGUGUGUCUCUGCUCCUUUCGGUUUUGGAGCUCUACCACCUUAGCUGGAAGAGCGCCAGAAAGUGUUAUCGCCACAAGAUGAUGCAGAAGAGCAACCACAAAGCUGUGACAGUGUCCUUGUCCACGGAUCUGGAGCCCAACAGCCCACCUCGACCCUCUGACUCCUGCACCCCGCCUCCUGACUUCAGCCAGUGCCUGGCAGCCCCAAGCUCCAUGAACGCCAUGACCUCUAUGGCCUCUCAUCCCUUCAACAACAGGAUGGCGCUGCAGCAGAACUCAGUCAACUUGGCCACUGAGCGGCAUCACAGCUGUGACAACCUGGAGGAGGAGGAAGACUUCCUGAGGAUGAGAUACGACCAGGUGCCCACAGAGCUGCCUAACAGCUGCGCCCCAUCGCCUCUGCUGCAUGCCGGCUACAUGAAGGAUAAACGCCGCCUUAGCAAGACCAGUGGGAGCAGCAGCCGGGCUCGCCAGGAUGACCUAGCUGUAUAGACACACAAAAGUAGCUGACAAGGGGGAGAGGAGGGACCCUGGACCUUCAGAACCAACAGAAGGAACAGAAAGAUCAGUUUAGGAAGACACAAGGAGGAGUGUUAUUACUGAGUGAUCAGAAUGUGAGCACAGGCUGAAUAUGCAAACUCCGGCAUUGAAGCUUGACACAUAACUAUAGAGGAUGAACUCAGUGAGACACUGAGACGUGUGUGUGGACCACAUGAGCUUAACAUGUGUGAGCUCUGUGAGCAGGUAGUGUUUGUGAGUCACUUUGUCCUAAACUAAACUGCAAAAAGAAAACUAAUGUUGAAAUGAGAACAGGGUAACAGGUGUGACACCUGACUAUUGCACAUUUUACUGUUUAAGUUGAACAAUUAAAGCCAAAAAAUGAGAGAUAAAGAGAUUAUUAAGUGGGAAUGACAUGAUGCUUGUUGUGAGAUGACUUAGGGAAACCAUUUCAUUAGAAAGCAAAUUAUGAAACAAAUCUCAACUAUUCAAUUCAUUAGAGUAAUUGGAAGAUAAAGUUGUCACUUUAGAUCGCAAAACCAACAGUUUUUUUUUCCCGCAGCAAAAAAAAAAUCUGAUGCAAAAAGAGAAAACGGACUUGAAGGAAUAAUUUACCUGCAAUCUGACCUUUGUAUACUUAUCCCACAAAGAAAACGAUGUCCAAACCAAAAACUGAGGAAAGAAACUAAGUGGGGUCUGCUUUUAACAACAGCAAAACUAUAUCAAAACAUCUAUUUACAAUCUUUCACGCAACUCAUGCAGUAUAAUCAAAGCCUAAUUUAUCCAGUCAUAUGCUCGGUACUUCCAAAACCACAUGCAAGUUUGCUAAAAAAUUAUGAUUUAAAGCAUGAACAAACAGUCUCAAGCAGAGCUCAUAGGCAGAAGUGUUUUAUAUGGUAACGUGUGCGCAUGUGUUUGGGACGUGCUAAAUAAAUAACAGCAUAAAUGAGAACUGGAUUAUACUGCACAAGUUUUGUGAGAGUUUUUGACAGAUGUCUUUAUAUAGUUUUGCUGUUUUUAACAUGGUUCUCCAAUGACAUCAAUUUAUGAAGAAUCUUUGCCUUUUUGGAUUCUCCGUUCUCCAUGGAGGUAUGCGAGAAAAAAUCAAGGCAACAUGCAGUGAGUAUUUAAUACACACAUGGUCAUUUUGUGGUUUAGUAUUCUGUUAAAAUGCAAUAAACUGUGAAGCUUGCCGGUAUAUAAAUUGGAUGUUUUUAUGCUGUGCUUUUACAGUAAAUUACAGUUAAGUGCCUUAGAAAAUGUGGAGUUUUUAUUAAAAGCCAUGGCAAAGACUGCCAUUUAAAUAGAGCCAUCUGUUGAUCUGCUAACCUGAUUGCACUACACCUGCAGGUCAACAAACAUAAACAAAUAUUCAUUUGUUAUAUAUUUGACAGAAGCCUUCGUGUGCCGAAUGAGAGAAUGUAGCCUGUUUUAGGAGUUUUCCUUUUGAAAGGGAUUCAAGGGAAAAGAAAAAGAAGAGGUCCUGCUUGGAUGCUGUUAUGUGGAGAUUCAGCCACUAGGUGGCAACAUUGCACUUAACUUUUUCCAUUUCUCUCCUUGAGCCAUUGUGCAACAGAUAAUGAAUUUGUCCCUAUGCAAUGUACAGUAUGUUGAAGUUGAUGUCUUUGAAUGUAUUUUAUUUCCUUUCUGGUUUCUUGUUCUCACUAUAUGCAGAAUAAUUGAACAAGGUGUGUAUGACAGCUGUUUAUAAAUGACCAUCCAUUGCAAGUAAGGGUUUAAUCCUACACAUCUCCUAAAGCAAAUUUUAAACAGAAAUCUUGUCCAUCUUUUUGGUUCUUUAACACAGAUCUUUAUGUAAUAAAUGUAAUCACUAACCCAUCACAAGUCAAUAAAUCGUCCACUGUA
Plectropomus leopardus (leopard coralgrouper) is the source of this 3381-nucleotide messenger RNA. The record is from RefSeq and is a predicted model, not a curated record. Lineage: Eukaryota; Metazoa; Chordata; Actinopteri; Perciformes; Serranidae.